GGUUUUCUCUGGGUUCACAACACACUAUUGAUUUAAGCUUGUGGAAAACUGUAGGUUAACUUUUAUUGUGAUUAUUUCUGGUCUGAAAAAGCUUUUCAGUAUAACUGUUAUAGCUUCCCCAGAGCCCACUGGUGCUAUGGCAGGUGUACUGAGUGGAUCACUGUAUGCACAGGCCCCUCCGCUCCCUGGUCCUCUGCCCUCCAGAGUGUUACACCCAGAUGAGCACCUCCAUCAAAACCAACCCUUUUACGUUCCCAAUGUCCAACCUCUCUUCCCAUAUCAGUGGUCCAUGCCAACUCCAUAUGCUCCCUACGGUGGAUUUCAUGGAUCAGGUUACGGCAUGAUGCCACUACUACUUCCCCCAUAUUUGGAAGUCCCUGGAUACGUGGUUCCUCAUGCUCAACUUCCCAUUUUGGACUACAGACGAAUAACUCCCCAUGUGGCUCCAAUUAUUGCACACCAGACCCACCGACCCCAUUUCCAAAACAGUUUGCCUGUUGGUCGUGUGAUGGUCAGCUCAGAGGUGCAAACUGAACCCCUUUGUCAUAGCAUAGACUCACAUGGGUCCCAAACUUGCUCUGAAUCAGGUAGGGGUAGUGGCUGUGGCAGUCCAGUGUCAACAUCCCCCUGCUCCUCGGAUAACAAAUCAGUAGCUUGCCCCGAAGGUACAUCCACACUGACUCAAAAUUGCAAUGCCACCAAUACUAUUGACAUUACUGGUUUAUCUGCUGUUCCCAAGACUGAAGUCCUCCAAGCCGAACGGGUGCAAAUCAAAUGCAAUGAAAUGCCUUCUGAGCUUAAGAUCUUUCAGGAGCUGGUUAGUCAGAACGAAACUGACCUUUUGCAGUGCAGCUUGGCAUCUGUACAAUCUUCAGAGGAUGUCGUCUUGUGCUCUUACCAGUCAUUAGCAGUAAGGAAGGAGAAACGGAAGGUCGAAGCUGGGAUGUUAAGAUACACCAGUAAGCAUUGUCUCCCUGCUUGUACAGAAGAUACUGUGGUGAGAACUUCUCCAUCUUGUAGAACUUUUAAAACGUAUCCUAAGCCAAGCAGAUCUAUUGUUACCCAAAGCUUUAAAGCAAAGAAAAAAUCAGAGAUGCCUUUUCAUACAGAGAAGGAAGAUGGAAACUCUACCAAUGUUCCCUUUAAGAUUCUGCGGCUGCCCUUUGACUUGCAGUACCAUGACCAGCCUUGUCAACUCGAGGCUUCUAUCUGGUCGGUAGAGUCUUUGAUGCCGUAUGUGCCGUCCAGUGAGUGGAUGAUUGAGAAAGGUCUUCUAACCCCUCAGAAACCGUUGAGCCCACUGAUUGAACCCAGUCAUGGUAUCUCAAAGCCAAAAUGUGUUUCUGUAGGGAAGUAUCAACAAACUAAAGCAUCUACUAAAUACCAUGGUCUUCCACAUCAACUAGAGACUUCUAUCUGGUCGGUAGAGUCUUUGAUGCCGUAUGUGCCGUCCAGUGAGUGGAUGAUGGAGAAUGGUCUUCUAACCCCUCAGAAACCUUUGAGCCCACUGACUGAAACCAGUCAUAGUAUCUCAAAGCCAAAAUGUGUUUCUGUAGGGAAGUAUCAAACUGAUGCAUCUACUAAAUACCAUGGUCUUCCACAUCAACUAGAGACCUCUAUCUGGUCGGUAGAGUCUUUGAUGCCGUAUGUGCCGUCCAGUGAGUGGAUGAUGGAAAAUGGUCUUCUAACCCCCCAGAAACCUUUGAGCCCACUGAUUGAACCCAGUCAUAGUAUCUCAAAGCCAAAUUGUGCUCCUGUAGAGAAGAGUGAACAAACUAAAGCAUCUACUAAAUGUCAUGGUCUUCCACAUCGACUAGAGACCUCUAUCUGGUCAGUAGAGUCUUUGAUGCCGUAUGUGCCGUCCAGUGAAUGGAUGAUGGAGAAUGGUCUUCUAACCCCUCAAAAACCUUUGAGCCCACUGACUGAACCCAAUCAUAGUAUCUCAAAGCCAAACUGUGUUCCUGCAGGGAAGUAUCAAACUGAUGCAUCUACUAAAUAUCAUGGUCUUCCACAUCAACUAGAGUCCUCAAUCUGGUCAGUAGAGUCUUUGAUGCCGUAUGUGCCUUCAAAGGAGUGGAUGGUUGAGAAUGGGUUUUUAACUCCUCAGAAACCUCUGAGUUCACAGAUAAAAUUCAGUGAUGUUCUCUCCGAGAUUAAUCAGUCUUCCAGUAAUGGUAUUCCAGGAAGGGCAAGUCAACAAACCGGUGGAUCAACUAAACGUGAAGACUCCCUUAGAUCACUUAAGGCCCACUCCCCAUACUGUCCCUCAACAAGCUGGCUGGCUGACUUUGGUAAUGUAUAUUACUACAGUAAGUUACCCAUUGUACAACAACAGCCUAACAUUUCAGAGAGGCGGCUACCAAAGAUGUCCCUUGCCGUUGGUCUUGAAUCUUCUCCUCUCAGAAAUGGGAAAGACACCAGGAUCCAAAGACCAGCAAUUGGUGUCUUAGAUCAGAAGCAUGGUUCGGUUCAUAAUUGCAAGCGCAAAGCAAAAAGCAGUCCGAGGCUUGAUGGAUCUGCAGUGAUGUGUGGUUGGGUUUCUCAUUCCACAUUGGAGAAAAAGCUUCCCUUCUGCACAUCAUGUAGAUACACCAUGAAAGGAAAGGAUCAUGGAAAGCUUUCUUUUUCAGAUGGUCUUUGCUGCAAAAAAAGAGAGAUUGCUAAAAUGAUAACCUUUGAUGACAAAAGGGCUACUGAGGGAGUCCAUGAUUUCCAAAAAAUGAUUUUGGGAAGUCAUGUGGCAAAAGGCUGUGCUGCUCAUCAGCCUAAAAUCAGAGAUAAAACGGGACUGUUAGAAAAUUACCAAUGCCUUAAUGCCAGCCCUGCUCAAGAUAAAUGUGUUGACUGUGAAUCGAGAACUUGGGAAAAGAGUGGGGUAGACUGUAUUAUCAACCCAAAUGAGAGAUUGUUAAAGAGACUGGAGAAAGACAAUGCACGGAAAGGAACAAUGCAGGCACCUAAAACUGAAAGAAGGAUCCAGAAAAGAAAAGCUUACUCACAAGAGCUCACACAACAGGGAGACACAAUGCACACCCCAUGGAGAGAGUGAAGGCACACUAAUUUCACAUUAUGUUCAAAUCUUUCAACACUCAAAUACUUAUUUUUACGUUUUUAUACAGUGAUUUAAUAAAGUACUUAUGACUGUAAACAUACUA
Molecule: messenger RNA, 3155 nt
Organism: Pimephales promelas (fathead minnow)
Lineage: Eukaryota; Metazoa; Chordata; Actinopteri; Cypriniformes; Leuciscidae
Source: RefSeq, a predicted model, not a curated record